Molecule: messenger RNA, 2805 nt
Organism: Oenanthe melanoleuca
Lineage: Eukaryota; Metazoa; Chordata; Aves; Passeriformes; Muscicapidae
Gene: SPATA18
Product: spermatogenesis associated 18
Exons: 12
Coding region: 323-2050 (575 amino acids)
Biological process (GO): mitochondrial protein catabolic process; mitophagy by internal vacuole formation
Cellular component (GO): mitochondrial outer membrane
Source: RefSeq, a predicted model, not a curated record
GCUGCGCAGGGGCCGCGGGCGCCCCCUGGUGCCGCUCCGCGGGCCGGCUCCCUGCGGCCCGCGCCCGCUGGCGUUACCCAGCAGCGCCGCCUGGCGGCCGCGGGCCAUCGCCGCUGCGUUACCGUGGCACCGCCACCGCCGCGCCGGCCCUCCCGUCACCACCGCGGCUGGAAAGGGCCUCGGGCGCGGCCAAGCCCAGGGCAAGGGGGCCGGACUGCCUCUACCAUCUCUGUUACACCUGCGCCGCCCGAGGAGAGCUCCCGGAAGGACAGGAGGGUUAGCGCUGCGCCCCUGCGAGCGAGCUGACAUCUGACAUCCGACCAUGGCUAGGGACUUAAGGAGUCUGGUGGGCUCGAAGAGCGUCCGGGAGCUGCAGGAGAAGCUGGAGAAAUGGCAGCGCGACUACGAGACGAAUUCCAGUGGUGAAAAUAUGGACCGAUGCUUUGAAAUAUUAGACCUGAACAAUGAGAUUCAGAAGCAGCUCUACUCAAUUCUCAGUGAAACAUCUCAAAAAGGUAAUCGUCCAACUAAAAGCCUUCACCUGUCAAGCGUAGGUGAUGUUUCAGGACGUGUAAACCGCCCUCCGGAUUCAACUGGGCGUGAACUACAGCUGAGAGAUUUGACCUGCAAUCCAACACAUUGUCGACUGCAACAGCUGGAGGACAAACUAACUUCAACUCAGAUAGAGAUCAACGAGAUUGAGCGAGAUCUGAGGGCUUCCCGUCUUGGAGGGUGCAACAACUUGAAGAAAUUCCAUCACAUGUGUGACUGUGACCAUCGGCUUCGACAUUUGCGGGAUGAGAUGGCUCUUCUGGAUGCCCAAAAGGCUGCUCUCCAGAGAAGGCUUUCCGGGAGGUGCUCUCCUCCGUGCUGCGUUCCCAAGCCCUGCGUUCCCAAGCCCUGCAUUCCCAAGCCCUGCAUUUCCAAGCCCUGUGCUCCCAAGCCCUGCAUUUCCAAGCCCUGCAUUUCCAAGCCCUGCAUUUCCGAUCACUGUGUUUCCGAUCACUGCGCAUCCGAUCACUGCGCAUCCGAUCACUGUGAUUCCGAUCACUGCGAUUCCGAUCACUGCGAUUCCGAUCACUGCGCUUCUGAUCACUGCGCUUCUGAUCACUGCCAUCCUGAUCACUGCCAUCCCGAUCACUGCCGUCCCGAUCACUGCCAUCCCGAUCACUGCCAUCCUGAUCACUGCCAUCCCGAUCACUGCCAUCCCGAUCACUGCCAUCCCGAUCACUGCGUUCCCAAGCCCUGCAUUCCCAAGCCCUGCAUUUCCAAUCACUGCGUUCCCAAGCCCUGCGUUUCCGUGAAGACCUGGUCACCUUGCCAGACCAGGCGGGCGUGUGCUUCGCGUCGAGCCUGCCUCAUAGCUCGCUUUAACUUCAUUUACGCUAAAGAGCGCUUGGAUGCAGAAGCAAUUUUGAGACCAUACGUCUGUAACAUGGAGGUGGUGCAGAGGAUAAUAUACAUUGCAGCUGUGGAAUCUUUCCAUGCAGCAAAAAUGGCCUUCUGGAAGGUCAAAGUAAGUGUAAAAGAGACUUUGGCUGUACAUCCCUGCGACAUAGUUACAUCACUUGAAGUUGCUGCCCUGGAUUAUAUAGCUUGCCACAAGGAUCUGUAUGAUAUUCGUGCCUGUAUCGAUGAAGUCAUUUCCUCCAUGAACAUACACCCAAAGCUUCCAUGUCCAGCAGAAGUUGAUUACCUUGUGAUCAGCUCUUUGAUUCGAGAGAUAUGCAGUUUGGCUUUUUCAAUGCAGACACUCAUUCCUGCUCUUGAUAUUGCCGUUGGUGUUGAUGGAGAGCUUUUCAAUAAGUGCAUGUACUAUCGUAGUUUUGACUCAGAUUUCUCAGCUCCCCUUGUGGCCUAUCAUGUCUGGCCCGCUCUAUUGGAAAGGGAUGUUGUCAUCGUAAAGGGAGAGGUAGUCACUAGAAGAGUGGGUCCGUGUGCUCGCAGAUGUCGAAUUAGAAGCAGAAGCUGCAGCUGUGGCCGUCGUCUCCUGCCUGGUCAAGUGACUCGAAGCCGCAGUCUUUCAACACCAAGGGCCAAGAGGCGCUAACUGAACAUGUUCCUGUCUGUGCAGUCCAUCUGGAUUCAACAACUUUGCUGGUGCCUUUUCUCUUCAGAAAUACAUCCAAUCUCUCAAUAAUGCGAGUGGAAAUUGUCAUUUCAAAUGGAGUUUGUGUUCAGUGAGGUUUUUAGAAUUAUGGAAGGCUUAUUUAUAAUUUUAGAAACUAAACUCUCUUGAUCUAGAAAAAAAAGCGCAUGCAGUACAGGAACAUUUGGAAAAAAUUUGCAAAGCUCUCUGGAACCCAUGAUGUAAUCUUGCAGGUGGGGAUAGAAUUAUCGCAUCUAGGAUGUUUGCUUUUUUUCCACAGAUUCCAAAUGAUGCAGUUUAUCUUGAUAGGAUGUUUAAUAUAACAUAAAUGGUGAAUGUUGCAGAAUUUUGAGGUUACUUGGAAACAAUGUAAUUAAUUGGUGCUUAUUUACAGUUUUAGAAAGUAGCGGUAAUCGUGAGUUGUGCCAGUCUCACACAGCAACCUUUUGAAUAUAUCCUUGUGAUAAACUGAAUUUUCUAGCUACAGUGCAGAAGUUGCACAGAACAGUCAUAAACUGCCAAUACUCCAGCAAUCCCCAGAGCUUUACUGACAUUUAUGUAUGUAUUUAUGUAUGUAAAGGCACGUGUGUCGUUUAGCAAGGCAGUAAAUAGUCUUUGUUUAAAUACAUUUUUACUUAGAAAUUAUUGUUAUAAAAAUUUGAGUUUGACACUAGAAGUAUUUUGAAGGUGUGCCACUGAGUAUUUGUAGGCUUGAA